Molecule: messenger RNA, 2671 nt
Organism: Brassica oleracea var. oleracea
Lineage: Eukaryota; Viridiplantae; Streptophyta; Magnoliopsida; Brassicales; Brassicaceae
Exons: 4
Coding region: 40-2472 (810 amino acids)
Source: RefSeq, a predicted model, not a curated record
CUUCCUUCAACCCAAAACCUUCCCAAAUCAGAGCGAGAAAUGGGAGAAAUGGUGAUGGAUGCGACCAACUACGACGGCACUAUCAAUUACACUACGAACUGGACUUUCGCCGGCGGUUCCCUCCCAGACUCCGUCUCCUUUGAGUCAUCCUUCUCGACUACCACCGCAAACCACGAAUCCGACGACGGAAUCAACCCCGCCGCCGUCGAUCAUACCGCCAAGUCACCCCUGCUUCUGCUCCCUCCGGUUCCUAACGGCGAUCCCUGUGAAAUCACCAUUACGUUUGCUCAAGAACAUGAACUAAGGCAAGUCUAUAUCCGAAGCACUGCACGUGUAUACGAAGUCUAUUACACCAAAAAGAAGCGGGAUGAUAGAGAAUACCUCUGUACAGUUCGAUGUGGCGUUGCAAUGACAGAAGAUGAAGAAGUGCUUAAGAUCACACCUCUCAUUGAGUCACCUGCUUCUGAGAAUGGACUGGUACCGGUUAAGGAUGAUUGGGUUGAAGUGAAAUGUGGUGAGAAAGAUCUGCUUUCAGUUCCACAAUUAGGACAACAGGAUCUGUUUGAAGCUACUGCAGAGAUCGAUGAUGCAGAGCCUUGCGUUUCUGUUACACUCCGGCUUCUCUCGCUUCAGGAUAAAAGAUGUGCGCUUGUUGAUGAAGUUUAUGUAUUUGCUGAUCCUGUUGAUCCAAGUGAGGCAGACAAGGAAGAAGCAAGCGGAACAGGAAACUCAUCCAGUAGUGCACUUAUGGCGAUGUUUAUGCCCACUCUUUUACAGAUGUCACGAGGAAAAGAUGUCAGAAAAGAAGAUGAUAGGCAAGUUUCCAGCAAGUUCAAGAAUCCAGCAAGUUUAGGAGAUUCAAAUGAAUCAGAUAGGAUAGUGAAUGAAAUUCAGCAGGAGAACGAUUUCAUUAGUGCUAAUCAGAAAGAAGUGGGCUUACCAGUUGUAGCCAAUACUCUUGCAAAGCAUGCUGAUGCAACACGAGUACCUGAAGCAGAAACCAAACGUGAUAUGUCUUGCAGUAAUGUGGAGACUAUCCUCCAUCAGCUUGUGAACAAGGUAAGCAGAUUAGAAACUAUCUUGACAAGUUUCGAAGAUCGGAUGUUGAAACCUAUCAGUAGUAUUGAUGCAAGGCUUCAGCUAGUAGAGGAGAAGCUAGAACAGCUAGGCAAAUUUGAAUCUGAAUUGCUCGUUGAAACAAAGGUACCCAACCCGGGCUCUCAGGGCAGUGAUACAGAUAAACCUCCUGAAACCGGUCAGUUGAAUGGAUUGAACAAAAACACAGAUAAUCGACAAUUGCUCUCUUGUGCUGAAACAGCUGUCCCUGACUCCUCUAGUAUAGACAAUGGUGAAGACUAUGCUGUUGUACAGCCGAAGAACAGUAAUGAGGAGGUUGGUCAUUCUACUGAAUCUGAGAUCAGUAAUGAGGAGGUUAGUCAUUCGCUUGGGAAUGGAUCUUUUGAAGAGAAUCCAAAACGUUCAGUGUCUAUAAAUGAUGCUUUGGCAUCUGCACUUGCUGGAUUAUUGUCUUCAACUUCAAUCACGGACCGGAAAUACAGCCAAGCCCUCGUAGUAAGAGCGCCUGAAUUUUCAGAUGGAGAUGACAUGGAGACGGAAGAGAAAUCUCUGGCUGGUUCCCUUCCAGACAAAAGCCAAGUUGCAGCAGAGGUGUUGGGAAACACAUCUUCUGCCUCGGAGAGCCCAACUUCUCCACGGAAAGAGCCUGGAAUAACUCUUUGUAUUGAAGAAGUUACUCAGGAGAUGAUUAAUGGAGUUACUGAAACACUGAAUGAUACUGUGGAGGGAUAUACGGAUGCUGAGACAGUGGUUAGCGUCAGUAACCAUGGUUUAGAUGGAGAUAUAGUGACAUCAAGCACAGAAGCUGGUCAUUUCCCAGAGAGGGAGAACCAUAGUUAUGAGUUCAGGAAUCCCGAUUCCUUGGUUCACGAGCUCGAGAGUUCAAAUGUAACUACUAAAGAAUCUAAAGAAGAGCCUGAAAUGGAUGAUGUUUUGAAGAGUGUUCUCGGUUUUCAACCUAAUACCUCUGCAGUCGAUUUCCUAGCUCCUGUUCUGGAUGUGAAAUUUAAUUCAGAGAGAAAAGUCUCAGACAGCAAGUGUCUCUUUGAGGCACUCUUCACGGAAGAAUUUAAGACUGUUGUAGUAGAUUGCAACAAGGAAGGUUUUGGUGAUGAUAACUUGGUCUCUGUGGAAGAUGAAGAAGAACUAAAAGGCCCACCAACAGAUACACUUUCGUCUCUGGAGCUGGAUUGCUAUGAGACGAACGAGAUGCAUCUACAGUUGAAUGAUUGCAACAACGGAGGUUAUGGUGAUGAUAACUUGGUAUCAGUGGAAGAUGAAGAACUAAAAGGCCCACCAACAGAUACACUUUCGUCUCUGGAGAUGGAUCACUAUGCGACGAACGAGGUGCUUCUGCAGUUGAAUGCUGAGAUAUCAACAGCCAGUCUGAUAUAAAAGUAAAAUUUGAAUUCGGCAUCAAAGUCAUCAUAAGCUAAGUAUCUUACACCAAGUGUAGGUUGUGAAUGUUGAAAAAAGAAUCAUCCUUUUGGAUUUUGGAACUAGAAAGUAGAAACUUCUUUUUUUGUUUUGCAAUCUUUGUAAAAAUCUUAAUGAAGCAUAGUUAAUACUAAAAGCAGCAUGGAGCUCAUAAUCA